AUUACAAGAUGAACACAUUAAGCCAUCUCUGCUAUAUUUCCAAAGCCUUCUUCUCAAUCUUCGGUUCUUGUUGAAGCCCUAGAAUGGAGAUGGCCAAGCAGCUCCCAGCUAGUAUGCAGAUGGAGAUGGCCAAGCAGCUCCCAGCUAGUAUGCAGAAACUGAUCAAAGGUGACAAGCUUAUAUUCUCAUCUGCUGAUGAUAAUGCAAUGACGAAGCAAAUUCAGGGAACUCAUUCUCCUGAUGGACGUGAGUUUGAUGUCAAGCCUCUUCUUCAUCUCGUUGAGGAUAUAUUCAACCGGGCCGCCCCAACUAUCGACGCCAUUGCUCUGCCGGCCACUCAGCAAGCACGUACUGCAGAUUCUCUGGAUGAGAAAACUUACCAGGGCAGCUUCAUUGCUAUCCUUGAAUCCUUGGCAUUUGUCAUCGAUCGAGUUGCUACGGAGAUAGCGUACAAAUGCACAGGGGGAGGUGAUGCACAUGCAACAACGAUGUCAAUAUUGAACAUGCUGUCCAACUAUUCAUGGGAUGCCAAGUUGGUGAUAGCCUUGGCAGCUUUUUCCAUGAAUUAUGGAGAGUUCUGGCUUCUUGCACAAAGUUACACCUCAAACCAGCUUGCCAAAUCAGUGGCAAUCCUGAAACAAUUGCCUGAUAUUUUGGAGCAUUCAAGCAUGCUUAAACCCCGUUUUGAUGCAGUGAAAAAUCUUAUCAAAGCCAUGAUUGAUAUCGCCAAGUGCAUUGUCGAGCUCAAGGAGCUUCCACCUCAGUACAUUUCACUGGAUAUCACUGCAAUGUCCACUGCUAUGGCUCAUAUUCCAAUUACUGUGUAUUGGACAAUCAGAAGUAUCGUGGCCUGUGCAUCGCAGAUCACUGGCCUUAUCGGCCUGGGCCACGAGUACAUAUCGACUACAGAAGCCUGGGAGCUAUCGAGCUUGGCUCACAAGCUAAGUAACAUGCAUAGCCACCUAGCAACUCAACUGGGGAUCUGCUAUAAGCACAUUGAUGAAAAGAAGCACCUGGAAAGUUACCAGAACCUUUUACAUUUGUUUGAGAUGGCUCACAUUGACAACAUGAGAGUUCUGAAGGCAUUGAUUUCUGCUAAAGAUGACCAACUUCCGCUUAUUGAAGGAACCACGAAGAGAAGGGUUAACAUUGACGUCCUGCGGAGAAAGAAUGUGCUGCUGCUCAUAUCAGACCUUGACAUCUUGCAAGAAGAGAUUGCCAUUCUUGAACAGAUUUACAACGAGUCGCGGCUCCAUCCCACCAAGCAUGAAAGUCAGUAUGAGAUCGUGUGGCUCCCAAUUCUUGAACCAACAGUGUGGAACGAGAAUAUGCAAAAGAAAUUUGAGUCUCUGCAGACUGGUAUGACUUGGUACUCAGUCUACCACCCUUCCUUGAUCGACAGGGCAGUGAUCAAGUUCGUAAAACAGGAGUGGCAUUUCGGGAAGAAGCCCAUUCUCGUAGUACUAGAUCCACAAGGGCGGGUAGCCUGCCCAAAUGCACUCCAUAUGAUGUGGAUUUGGGGCAGCUUAGCCUUCCCUUUCACAACCACAAGGGAGGAAGCUCUCUGGAGGGAAGAAAGCUGGAGACUUGAGCUCUUGGUUGAUGGCAUUGAUCCAAUAGUUAUGAAUUGGAUGUCAGAAGGAAGAUACAUAUGCCUGUACGGAGGAGAGGACAUGGAUUGGAUUCGAAAAUUUACCAACACUGCACGGGCAGUGGCGCAAGCCUCAGGUAUCCCUCUAGGGAUGGUAUACGUAGGGAAGAGCAACCCAAAGGAACGAAUCAGGAAGAACAUUGCAACCAUCAUCGUUGAGAAACUCAGCCAUUACUGGCAAGACCUGACUUCAAUCUGGUACUUCUGGGUGAGGAUCGAAAGCAUGUGGCGCUCCAAAAAUCAACUAGGAAAGACAGCAGAGAAUGAUUCAAUAAUGAAGGAGAUCAUGCAAAUGCUCAGCUUCGAUAGCAGUCAAGGUGGAUGGGCUAUAUUCACAAGAGGCUCAGAUGAGAUGGUGAAAGCCAAAGGGGUUCCAUUUUUAACCUGCCUGAGCAAUUACAGUAACUGGAAAGAUCAGAUUCAGGUGAAGGGUUUCAUGCCAACGCUUAGCGAUGAACUUAAAAAUCUUCACACUGAACAUCACUGCAACAGGCUGGUGCUCCCCGGCGCUGCAGGGUUGAUUCCAGAAAGGAUUAUAUGCUCAGAAUGCGGCCGCACCAUGGAGAGGUUCAUUAUGUAUCAGUGCUGUGAUGAAUAAACAGCAACGAAGAUCAUGAAAGGCUAUCUAUUAUACUAUAUAAAUCGAUCCAGUGAUCAAUAAGCAGCCUGCAGAAGGUUCAUUUGCAAGUGGCAGGUUUGCUAUAUGCUGUGGUGAAGACUGGACUUUUUACUUGAGAAACUUUCAUCAUGUAAUGGUUUUUAUUGCUUUUAUUUUUUUUUUUUCCUUUUCAUUAUGAUGCAGUGUUUGUAUGAAAUUCAUAUUAAAUGAUUUUAUUCUCUUC
Molecule: messenger RNA, 2493 nt
Organism: Manihot esculenta (cassava)
Lineage: Eukaryota; Viridiplantae; Streptophyta; Magnoliopsida; Malpighiales; Euphorbiaceae
Product: protein SIEVE ELEMENT OCCLUSION B
Exons: 8
Coding region: 84-2249 (721 amino acids)
Biological process (GO): phloem development
Source: RefSeq, a predicted model, not a curated record